This is a messenger RNA of Dermatophagoides pteronyssinus (European house dust mite), 1561 nucleotides long. RefSeq names its product U6 small nuclear RNA (adenine-(43)-N(6))-methyltransferase. The record is from RefSeq and is a predicted model, not a curated record. Gene Ontology annotation, molecular function: 23S rRNA (adenine(1618)-N(6))-methyltransferase activity. NCBI's taxonomy places the organism in Eukaryota, Metazoa, Arthropoda, Arachnida, Sarcoptiformes, Pyroglyphidae. Gene Ontology annotation, cellular component: nucleus. Gene Ontology annotation, biological process: rRNA base methylation.
GGUUUGAUUGGCACCCCGGCAAAAAGGACAUGUUUUUUGACAAAAUAAAAAAAAAUUAAAUGCGAAAAAAAAGUAAAUAAAAAUGGCUUUCAAUCAAUUUAUGCAUCCUCGUAAUAUUUAUCGCAAAAAACUUGAUUACGAUCAUUUGGGUCGUGAAUAUCCUGAAUUUGGUCAACAUGUUUGUCAUGAUGAAAAAGGAAAAUCUUAUAUCGAUUAUAGUGAUAUUGUCGUAUUACGAUCGUUAACAAAAACAUUAUUGAAAAAUGAUUUUCAUUUGGAUGUUCAAAUACCCGAACAACGACUUGUACCAACAAUACCGAUGCGUUUGAAUUAUAUUCUUUGGAUUGAAGAUCUUCUUCAACAUUGUCGUUUAUUUUAUCAAAUACAAGGUAUCGAUAUUGGUACUGGUUCAUGUUCAAUUUUUCCAUUAUUAGCAACAAUUUUAAAUCCUGAUUGGAGAUUUAUUGCCACCGAAAUUGAUCCAAUCAAUCUUGAUUAUGCUAAUAAAAAUGUUACUAAUAAUAAUUUAAAUGAUAAAAUUAUAAUUUAUGAUAAUCGUAAUAUUGAUACCAUCUUCAAACAUCUUGUACAGAAUUCUCAUUUUACUUUUGUUAUGACUAAUCCACCAUUUUUCGAAGAUACAUUCAAUGAUUCAUUUGAAAAUAUAAAUGAUAAAAAACCAAAUGAUCGUAGAAUAACGUUUCAUCAACGAAAAACAAAUUCUGCAUCAUCCGAUGAAGCUAUUUGUGAUGGUGGUGAGCUUGUAUUUAUCAAACGAAUUCUCGAUGAAAGUUUACAGACAAAGAAAUUGGUUGAUCUUUAUACGGUAAUGGUUGGUCGUAAGAAAACAUUUCUUGAAUUAAAAUAUUUACUUAAAGAUAUGAUAAAAAACAAGACAUUGGCUAGUUUUGCUCAUACCGAAUUAUGUCAAGGUAAUACAAAACGAUGGGCAUUAGCUUGGACAUUUGAUGAACGAUUCAAUCUGGCCAAUUCACCAAAAAUAUUACAAUCCAAACCAAAACCAUUGAUACAUUAUCUGGAUCAGGAUAUAAAAGCAUGUGAUUAUAAAAUUGAAUCUAUUGGAAAUUAUAUCGAAAAUUUAUUAUUAAACGAUUUACAUAUCGAACAAUUUCAGAUAAUCAAAUUGAAUAAACGUAUUGAAUUCGAUAUUAAAUCGAAUGAAGCAAAUUGGAAAAAUCAACGUCGUAAACGAAGAGAAAAAUUAUCAAAAGAAUUAAUGGAAAAAAUUGCCGAAGAUGAUUUCAUUGCCGGUAAACGGUCAUUAGAUGAUGAUGAUGAUAAUAAUCAUAAUUCAAACAAAAAAUUUUCACAAUCAAAUGAAUUAUGUAAAACAAAUCUAACAUAUCUAUUACAUUGUUCCUUGAUAAUCAAACGUGAUAAACAGGAUAUUUUGAUCAAAAUGGAAACAAAACAAAUGUCACAAAACAAAUCGGCAACAUAUGAAUUGUUACAAUAUUUUAAAAAUAAAUUAACAUAAAAGUAUUAUUGUUGACAAGAUAAUAAAUCUUUUGUAAUAUUAAAAUUGAAAUCAAUUUCGGAA